This is a messenger RNA of Abrus precatorius (Indian licorice), 1718 nucleotides long. RefSeq names its product zinc finger CCCH domain-containing protein 14-like. Gene Ontology annotation, molecular function: metal ion binding; mRNA binding. Lineage: Eukaryota; Viridiplantae; Streptophyta; Magnoliopsida; Fabales; Fabaceae. The transcript has 3 exons. The record is from RefSeq and is a predicted model, not a curated record. The coding region runs from base 802 to 1485 and encodes 227 amino acids.
AAGAAGAAGAAGAAGAAGAUUGACACCCUCUUCAAUUCCGCAACCUAUCUCGUCGUUGAUUGUUCCAGCCAUAAGGGUUAGGGUUUCGGUUUGUUGCCAUGGAUCGUAAGAGAGCAAGGCCUGAAGCUAACUUCAAUGGUAAUGGCGGCGCCAAGAAAUAUCGCCCAGAAACGGAGUCCUUUCCAAGUGGUUUAGGAAGCAAAUCGAAGCCAUGCACAAAGUUUUUCAGGUUCAAAUCUUUAACUUAUCUAAAAUAAAAUCUAAUGCACUUUGAUAUAUGUAUAAAUUUCUAAUGUUUUAGAAAAAUUGUGAUACACAAUGUCUGCAAGAUUAAUCCAUAUGAUUUGACUAAUCAAUUGGGUAGCUAAAGCUGUGAUACAGGUUCUACUUCUAAUUACGAUAACAAGACUAUGAACAGAAAUUGUUGAUUCUCAAGAUCAGUUCUAUUAAGUUCUUCCUGAGGUUUAUAUAAAUGAAAGCAGUUUCUAUGGGAUGCAAAACUUGAUCUAUUUAUUUGCUUGUAUACAAUUUUCUACAAUCCUUCAAAGUAAAGAAGUCUGAUGCAGAUCACUGAAAUGGCUAGAGCAGUACAUGGUUUAGACAUGUUCUUUCAAUAGAUCAAAACAUAAGUGAAUUGAUGCUUAAAGCAUUGAUAAUAUUCUUCAUUCUCAGAUAUGUCUGGAAAUCUUGAAAUUAUGUGGCAUUCAAAAGAUCUUCUUGAUAUGCACCUCUGGCUGUCCAUUUGGUGAAGGGUGCCACUUCCUGCAUUAUGUUCCCGGUGGUCUCAAAGUUGUCUCUCAGAUGAUCAGUGUUGGUGGCAAUCCUACUGUUCCUCAAGUUGGUAGAAAUUCUGUUCCUCCAUCCUUCCCAGAUGGGUCUUCUCCGCCAGUCGUUAAAACCCGAUUGUGCAACAAGUUUAACACGGCUGAAGGUUGCAAAUUUGGUGACAAAUGUCACUUUGCCCACGGUGAAUGGGAGCUUGGCAGGCCUACUGCCCCUGCAUAUGAAGAUCCACGUGUCUUGGGGCAAAUGCAAAGCAGCAGGGUUGGUGGGCGAGUUGAGCCUCCACUUGCAACCCAUGGAGUAGCUGCUAGCUUUGGAGCCUCCGCUACUGCAAAAAUUAGUAUCAAUGCUUCGUUAGCUGGAGCUGUCAUUGGAAAAAAUGGUGUCAACUCUAAGCAAAUAUGUCGUGUAACAGGAGCUAAACUUUCCAUAAGGGAUCAUGACUCGGAUCCUAACCUUAGAAACAUUGAGCUUGAGGGAAGUUUUGAUCAGAUCAAACAAGCCAGUGCCAUGGUUCAUGAACUUAUUCUAAAUGUUAGUUCUGUCUCGGGGCCUUCAACGAAAAACAUGACUACACAGACUUCUGCACCGGCUAAUAACAACUACAAGACUAAGCUGUGUGAAAACUUUGCUAAAGGUUCCUGCACUUUUGGGGAAAGGUGCCACUUUGCGCAUGGAACAGGUGAAUUGCGCAAGCCAUAGGCUUAUAAUUUAGUUUAUGUGAUUUUAGUGAGGAUUGAAUUGUGCAGAAUUUUCUAGUUUUUGAAAUUUUUGUCAAUCAGCUUCUAAUUUGUCACAUGGUAACUAAUGGUGAGUCUUAUAUCAGUUUCUAAAAUUCAGUUGCCUUCCGCUAUCACCGUAUUUAUUUAUUAUUUCGUGUAUUGAAAUUGGCGGGCAAGGACGAGCUUUCAAUUAUAUUUUGUAGUUUUUGUUAU